This is a messenger RNA of Soboliphyme baturini, 1818 nucleotides long. NCBI's taxonomy places the organism in Eukaryota, Metazoa, Nematoda, Enoplea, Dioctophymatida, Soboliphymatidae. The record is from the annotation of a GenBank genome assembly.
AUGCAGUUUCAAAGUGUAUUGCUCUUUUCCGUCGUAGUCACGUGCACAGCAGUUCUUCGAAAAGACUGUCAGCCAAUUUACGUUCGAUGGACAGGGGUGAAGAUCGGCACCAGUCCAAGGCUGUCCGGGCCGUACGGACUGACCUACUGCCGAAAGCACUGCUCUGACGAGGAGCAUACUGUGAUAAAGACCGCUUCAUUACCAUGUGCGGGCUUCAACUUCAAAAAAGGAGCCAAUGAAAUGGCAAAUCUCUGUGAAUACUUCGAUGACGAACAAAUGGAAAACUUGGACUGGUACGUCGAAGCAGAUAGCCGGUAUUCGUUCUUCCGGAAAUACUGCGUGAAAAGCAAGAACAUUUGCAAGCUGCCAAGCCAAUUUGAAUUUUACAUCGACCGAUACAUGGAUUCCAGUCAGAUCAACCGCGAUUUGACCGUACCCCUGGAAGAAUGCAUCGACAGGUGUCUGGAUGAACGGGCGUUCAAGUGCCGUUCUCUGACUUACAACCGGACAAGCAGCCUCUGCCGACUGAGCAUACAAACCAAAGAAAGUCAGCCCGAAAUGGUCAAAGUCAAUUCGGACCCAAAUUUCCGCAUUGACUAUUACGAGAACGUUUGUGAAGGUGGCAUUGAAAUGAGGCACAAAUGUCUGCAAGACGGUAUCUUGGUUUCAGCCGAAUCGAAGAUUCCGUAUUCCGGAGCAAUGUAUGGCUUGUACGACUUCGUCGGCUGCAAAAUCGAGCCGAAUCAUCAAAUGUUCUUCUCCAUAUUUAUGCCGUACAGUCCAAAGUCGAACAACUGCUCUGACAGCAUUCGCACACAGGGAGACAACUACAUUGCUGAAGUCGUUGUGUCCAGCGGCGGCGUUAAGCCAUUGUACUACAUCACGGAGAGGGAUAUCGUUUAUCAUGCGAAGUGCCCAAAACACGAAGGCAACACUGACCCCUCUGUUGGAACGGCCACAGUUAAUGCAGCCGUUGAUAUUUUGCCAUCUUCCACUGUCUCCACCGUCAAUACGGAGCAAACCAUGUUCAAGAUUUUACCGGAACAGCCGAAAACCACCGUCACUCAACGGAUCGAUACGACCGUGGUCCGGCGCACGACUGCCUCUACGUACAAAGUGCCUAAGUAUACCACGGAGAAAUCAACUUCAAUUUCAUCCAGCACGUCCACCAAACCAACCACCAGUCGCCUCACGAAAUGGACUUCCACGUCACCAACGUCAUCAGAAGCGAUGCGUACUUCGACUGCUUCCGCCGUCAGUCUCGCUGUCAAGUUCGACAUACUGAACAAUGGACAGCCGAUUACUGCCGUGGUCAUUGGUAGCAAAGUGACCCUAGACUUUCGAGUUGAACCUCCUUCGACCGGAAGCGAUCUUGUGGUGCUGAAUUGCCGGAUAGAACCCGUUGAUUCGCCGCAUACCUGGGAACGGGAUCCCCUGCAAAUAAUUCAGGAAGGAUGUCCAGCAGAUGGCGUCGGCUUGGUGUGUGCCCCAAAGAGAGUCGAAUUCGGAGCGCAGAUUACGAUGGAGGCUUUCCGCUACACAUCCACAAGCAAGGUGCGCUACUCGUGCGAGACUCAAGUGUGCGAAAAGACGCCCUGUAGACGUCCUAAAUGUCCUAUGGUAGACGGCUGUCAGAAGUUACCUGACUACUCAACGUCCAUAGGAUCAUUGACUAAUGGCUCGCCUUCAACGGGAAAAAUUUACAACAUUACCAAAGAUCUACUGGUUGUAAAUUCCGAGGCAGAACUUCUGUACUUUUUGAGCACCGGCAACGUGCCGAAGGGCGUUCACCCUCCAGGAGGAUAUUUCAGCCUAUGA